AAAAAAAUAUCAGUCGUCGACUUACAAUUUCCCUUCCCCUUAUUUUCCUCUGAACCGACGCAGGACAUCAAUACCUGUGAAUUUCCAGUAUUAAGUCCUUUACGUACUUGUAAAUCUAAUCUAAUUUGUUUGACAAAAAUGGAUGAACCCAGCGUAAUCCAACAAGAAAAACCCACGGACUGGAGCAAAUCAUACCAACAAUUCUCUGAUGCAAUCUCCUCUCAAUCCCUUCAACUCCAACUCAAAGCCCUCAUCAGCUUCAUCCACUUCUCUAAACGAGCCCCUGAGCCCAUCACCACCCAAACAAUCCCCAUCAUCAUCAACCUCCUCAACUCCGCCCCAAACCCCACAAUCCAAGAAGCAGUCCUCUGCUCAUUAUCAUCCCUUUGUCGAAGAGUCGAGACCCCAUUUACCGCAAUCAUUGGCCAAUUGGGCACAAUCCCAAUACUCCUGAGGCUGCUGCCUGAUUCGAGAUGUGGGCACAGAAGGUGUUUGCUGAAAUGCCUCAGAGACCUCGUGGCGUUCGAUAAUGCCAACAGAUUGAUUCUCGCGAGAAACGGAGGCUUGCGGUCGAUUGUGGACGCGAUUGUUGUGUGUAAUGACGAUACGAGGAAGUAUCUGUUGGAGAUUUUAACUGCACUGUCGAUGUUGAGAGAGGUGAGGCGAGUAAUUGUUGGUUAUAAUGGAUUAGGUUUCCUUGUUGAAGCUGCGUCUGAUGGUAAAAUGUUAUCGAGAACACGGGCAGCUCAGGCUAUUGGGUUGUUAGGGGUUUCUAGGAGAUUUAGACGCAUGCUUGUGGAUUUGGGAGCAGUACAGGCACUUGUUGGAUUACUUCGUGGCAGUGAUGAUUCAAGUAGAAUUGUUGCAGGCAAUGCCCUUGGUAUAGUUUCUUCAAACGUCAAUUGUUUAGGGAUGGUGGCUCAAGCGGGGGCGAUACCGUUAUAUAUAGAGUUGCUAAAGGGACAUGAUGCUCUUGGAAAAGAGAUUGCAGAGGAUGUGCUUUGCAUUUUGGCUGUGGCCGAGGAGAAUGACGUCUUGAUAAUGAAUCAUUUGGUGAGGAUUUUGAUGGGGAGUGAAGGACAAGAAGCAAAAGCUUCUGCAGUAGAUGUUAUUUGGAAUCUUUCGGGUUACCAGUAUUCUAUUCCUGUUGUACGAGAUUCUGGUGUAAUUCCUGUUUUAAUUGGGUUCUUGAGAGAGGGAAGUUUGGAUCUUAAAGAGAAGGCUUCAGCGGCAAUUGCACAGUUGAGUUAUGAAGAGAAGACUAGGAGAGCAAUGGCUGAAGAGGGUGUGAUUCCUGUCCUUAUUGAAUUGUUGAGAGAUGGUUCGGCGGAUUUAAGGGAAUAUGCAGCAGAGUCACUGAUCAAUUUUGCGGAGGAUUCACGGUAUAGAGAAGGGGUCUCUGUAGCUUUUGAGAUUCCAUCGUUCUUGUCUACGCGAGAGAGGCUGAAUAGAAUUCGUGAUUCAGAUCGAGGCAUGACGAUGUCUAUGAGAAUGCUCAGCAUAGAGCAACUCGCUUUGGACUUCGAUUCUGUAUAAUUAGGGAGGUACUGCACAUUUCAUUGUCCAGUUUUAAACAUCAUUUGCUUGGUGGUAAAAACUCUUCCUGUGAGUGAAGUGUCAUCUUCUAUGACUUUAUUUUGUUUAUAGUGCUAAAUGCUUGGCCCUUUGUGUAUGCUUAUUCUUCAUCAUCAUCCAUGGAUGUUGCACGUCAGAAUA
Asparagus officinalis (garden asparagus) is the source of this 1716-nucleotide messenger RNA. Its product is annotated as U-box domain-containing protein 2. NCBI's taxonomy places the organism in Eukaryota, Viridiplantae, Streptophyta, Magnoliopsida, Asparagales, Asparagaceae. The transcript has a single exon. The record is from RefSeq and is a predicted model, not a curated record. The coding region runs from base 139 to 1536 and encodes 465 amino acids. Gene Ontology annotation, molecular function: protein binding.